UCUCUCUCUCUCUCUAGGGAUCUCUGGUCAGCCAUCCAAAACAAACUCGUUCUCUUUCUUUCAACUCACUCGCUACUAACCCAUCCCAACAAUACCAUUUUCCUAAUUACUUUCACGCACACGCGCAACGCAACGCAAACCUUCGUCUCUCCCAAACAAAAACACUCACUUACCCGCCAAAAUUUCAAUUAGCGCCUCCAAUUCAAACACCUCUUUCUCUCUCUCUCUCUCCCUCUCCUCUCUCUCUCUCUCUCUCUAGGGUUUCCCUCCCAUGGAAGACGACGUCGUCCCCGAUCCCCAAUCGGAGGACUCCCUCUCCGACGAGCGCCGCGCCAAGAAGCCUAAGGUUGACGACGCUCAGCUCAAGCGAGUCGCCGAGAUUGUACUCGUCCUCUCCACCAUGGCCACGGUGCGCGCCGGGAGAAAACCCUCCGACGUCGAGGUCGACCUCAUGAAGGAAGCUCGCGCCAAGCUCGCCGGCCUCUGCGAGGGUUUGGCUCCCAAGGACAUCGUCGCCAGGGAAGCCGUCGGCACCGUCAUCGAGGAUCUCGGAUUGCACUCCAAGCUCAAGGACCAGAGGCUAGGGUUUCGCGCUCCUAAGAUGUCCAUUGCCGAGAGGUAUUCCCAUGCUAAGUGGAAGAUGGAGGAAGCAAAGAAGUUUGCUGCAUCUUCUACUCCUUCCACAACACAUACAUCUCAGCCCUUGCAAGCAAACAUUGGCGGACCAGUUGACAAUCGUGUGCCAUCACCUGUUGUUAGAAUGUUUCCGUCCGAUAAAUCAAGCCACCCGGCAAUCUCUUCUAUGGGUACUGUAGUGUCUAUUCCUGCCCAUGUUUCUGCAGGGUCUUCUGCAGCAUUGCAAUAUCAAUCAACUGGAAAUGAAGUAAGACCGCCAGUGGUUUCUGGUAUGAUACCUAUCAGUCACUUGGGGAGAAAUCCAUCUUCUGCAGUAUUGCCUAAAGUUGAACACUCGCAGUUCAGAGUUGAUGCAGGAUCAAAUGGGGCUUCUUAUAUAAUGCAAGUCCAAGCAAAUUCGUCAGCAAACCAGCCUUUGGUGAAUGCUCCAUCAUGGUCUAUGCAGACUCAAGCUGCUUCAUUAACUAGAAGUGCAUCAGAAAACAAGGUGCCUGCUCAUAACUCUGUCAAGGUUGAAGGCACACCUGGCAUUACUGUAACAAGGACAGGGCCACAAAUAACAACAGAUCCAAGCUUUAGACCAUUUAUCACUCAAACAGCCCCUGGAAAUUUGCCUAGUAUGCACCAGCCAUUGCAGGCCACAAACAUUGUUCAGCCUCCUUUGAUUCCUAGUCACAGUGAUAUUGGAAAGAUUGUACAGAAAGUGUUACAACCAAAGCAUCCUGACCAUCCCAUGUGGACUCCUCCAUCAAGGGAUUAUAUGAAUAAGGCUUUGACAUGUCAAAUGUGUGAGCUUAGUGUCAAUGAGGUUGAUACUGUACUUCUCUGUGACGCCUGUGAAAAGGGAUUUCAUUUGAAGUGCCUACAGCCAUCAGUCUUGAGAGGAAUCCAUAAUAGAGUGGAUUGGCACUGUAUGAGGUGCUUGAGUUUAAGUGGUGGAAAGCCUUUGCCUCCAAAAUAUGGUCGUGUCAUGAGGUCAUCAAACACACCACCUAAAUUGCCCUCUAAUACAGGUGGUAUUCAACCAUGUUCUGAGAAGAAAGCAGAGAACAUAGAUCCGAAGGUCUUCUCACAGAUGUUAACAACAAAUGGGAGCUCCAUUUCAACUGUUUCCAGUGGUAAUCACAAUGCUGAGCUGCUAUCUGACUCAAAAAUCCCAUAUACCAAAGAUAUGCAAGGGAUUGGCAUUUCAUCCAGCAUUGAAGCUAUUGAUGGGAUGCCUGAUCCAAACAACACUGUGAAAUCUCUUAGUGCAGCAGCUUCCAGUCCUUCCACUGGCUUGCUAGGUGAAAGUUCUGCUCAACAAAUAAAUUCUAAGGUUUUGACUGGCACAGAGACUUCAGAAUUUGAGUCUCUUCCUAAAUUAUCUGAGCCAGCUAAAUGUGAAAAUUUGCAAUCAUCACAAGAUUUUCAAGUUGAACAGACAAUGUCACAAGACAAUGAAGUAUCAUCAGAUAAACACUCUGACAGCAAUAUUAUGAAUAAAAAACAGAUGGAAUCUCAUGGAGGAGAAAAUUUAACUUACGAUAUCAAGCGUGAUGACCAAGCUGCCGCACUUGCAAAUGUUGUAGGAACUUCUGAAACUAAUACCGAAGGUAGACAGCACUCUGCAUUAUCUUCAGAUAGCUCACAUGUUGUAGAAUGGAUUGGUGAUGUAGUGCAACUCGUAGAUGAAAAAAAGUUUUAUCAAUCUUGCUGUGUUGAUGGAGUAACAUAUAGGCUGCAGGGUCAUGCUCUUUUCUCCACCAGCCAUGGCAAACUAACUCCUUCUAAACUCCAGUCUAUGUGGGAAGACUGCAAAACUGGGUUAAAGUGGGUUAAGGUGACAAAGUGCUACUUUCCUGAUGACUUGCCAGGGAAUAUUGGUCAUCCGUGUAUAUCUGAAGUAAAUGAGGUUUAUGAAUCUAAUAGUGAUAGAACUGAAAUGGCUAGCUCUAUUCGAGGCCCAUGUGAAGUCCUCCCAUCUGAUAAAUUUAAACUAGAAAAUGAAAGGCGAUGUCAGUUAGGAAUUGAGGAAAGUUCUAGAGUACAACCCAUUUUCCUUUGCAGGUGGUUUUAUGAUGAAUUCAAAAAGUUAUUUCAACCUGUAACCAGUUGAUUAUGUCUUGAACAUAUAUGUUUCGUGAAUCCUACUCGGUGCAAUUUGUGGUGUUUGGUGGGUUUCGAUCAGAAUUUUUCUUGUAUGGGUAAUUGAGCAUGCAUCAAGAUUCACGCGAGACCCACUAUGAGGUACAUUGUAGUGGCAUUGCUUCCUCGUACAAGAAUGUUCAAUCAUUUCAGCAUAAAUUGCAUUUGAUGUAAAAUAUGUAGCUGGAGCUGUGGACUGCUUAGUUUAGCUUUCGCUUUGGUAGUUCUUUUCCCGAUAGAUAUUCAUUCUGUAUAAUUCUUUUUGGGCACUAGGCUCUUUAGGCCCAAUAAUCACAUUAUUAUCUUUCUAUUAGAUCAGUGUAGUUCCCUUAGUUUUGCUGGAAUCGUAAGAUGUUUCAUCUGUACAAAAGCCAUUUCUUUUAAAAUGCAUAACCUUGGGAAUUUCGUUAACCAUUGGAUAUCAACUAGGCUACCAGUGUUGAUUUUUCUACCUAUCGCCAAGCAGCCUAGAUUCUGCUGUCUGAGCUCAGUAUUGGGUCAUGGGUUGAUAGGUCUUUUAUUCCAUUAGUUGGUUUGUUUACGACAGGUGUUUUAAUAAAAUAUGUUCAAAUAGUCCACUUACAAAAUAAAAUGAUAUUGAUUGGAUCAAGCA
Molecule: messenger RNA, 3376 nt
Organism: Cajanus cajan (pigeon pea)
Lineage: Eukaryota; Viridiplantae; Streptophyta; Magnoliopsida; Fabales; Fabaceae
Molecular function (GO): chromatin binding
Source: RefSeq, a predicted model, not a curated record